GGCGGCGGCGGGGCCGGGGCGCUGUGGCGGGACCAGCGCCGCCAGCGCAGCACUUUCGACGUGGCGGUGGUGGGCGCGGGAAUCGUGGGGCUGGCCUCCGCCCGGGAGCUCGUCCGGCGGCACCCCUCGCUUGCCUUCGCCGUGCUGGAGAAGGAGAAGGAGCUAGCUCAUCACCAAACUGGACAUAACAGUGGUGUGAUUCACAGUGGAAUUUACUACAAACCUGGAUCUCUGAAAGCUAAGCUGUGUGUGCAGGGUGCAGCCCUCUGCUACAAGUACUGUGACCAGAAAGGAAUACCAUAUAAACAGUGUGGGAAGCUAAUUGUAGCCAUUGAACAAGAUGAAAUUCCAAGACUCAAAGCUUUGUAUGAAAGAGGGCUGCAGAACAACGUGCGAGGUCUGAAACUGAUUGGAGCAAAAGAAAUACAAGCGAAAGAACCCUUCUGCAGGGGUCUGAUGGCCCUUGAUUCUCCAUAUACCGGCAUUGUGAAUUAUAAACAAGUGGCCCAGUCCUAUGCUGAAGACUUCCAGGAAGCAGGUGGGACGAUCUUGACUGAUUUUGAAGUUACAAACAUGGAGAUGGCUAAAGAAAGUUCUUCGGAAAGUGAAGAUGGGCUAAAAUACCCAGUCAUUGUUAGGAACUCAAAGGGUGAGGAAAUCUACUGUCGCCAUAUUGUGACCUGUGCAGGACUUUACUCGGACCGCCUGUCUGAGAUCAGUGGCUGCAGCCCUGAACCUCGUAUUGUACCCUUCCGUGGAGAUUAUUUGGUGCUAAAACCAGAAAAGUGCUAUAUGGUUAAAGGAAAUAUUUAUCCGGUUCCCAAUCCUCGAUUCCCUUUUCUGGGAUUUCAUUUCACACCAAGAAUGGAUGGCAGUGUUUGGCUUGGUCCUAAUGCAGUACUAGCCUUUAAGCGAGAGGGCUACAAAUUGUUUGACUUCAGCACUGGAGACUUUCUAGAUGCUGUAACAUACAGUGGGUUAUGGAAGCUUGUGCUGAGAAACUUGUCUUAUGGACUGAGUGAAAUGUACAGAGCGUGUUUCCUUAGCGCACAGGUGAAGCAACUUCAGAAGUUCAUCCCUGAGGUCACCAUCAAUGAUGUACUCAGGGGUCCAUCUGGAGUGAGAGCUCAAGCAUUGGACAGUGACGGAAAUUUGGUAGAUGACUUUGUAUUUGAUGGAGGCAGUGGAGAUAUUGGAAGCAGAAUUCUUCAUGUCAGAAAUGCCCCUUCUCCUGCUGCUACCUCCUCCCUUGCCAUUGCAAAAAUGAUUGCAGAUGAAGUGAAGCAAAGAUUUGAAUUGUGAAUGAUUGACAGAUUUAGUGUGGUUUUACCCCUCUUUUAUGUGUAGCAGUUUGUCUGCAUUGAAUGACCUCUGCAGCCUUUAAUGACAAAGAUAAAACAGGCAACGUGUUGCUUGCAAGACCAGCGCUGGUAUAGCUGUGCAGUGCAAAACCAGCAUUUGAAAUGUUU
Molecule: messenger RNA, 1469 nt
Organism: Gymnogyps californianus (California condor)
Lineage: Eukaryota; Metazoa; Chordata; Aves; Accipitriformes; Cathartidae
Gene: L2HGDH
Product: L-2-hydroxyglutarate dehydrogenase
Exons: 10
Molecular function (GO): (S)-2-hydroxy-acid oxidase activity; (S)-2-hydroxyglutarate dehydrogenase activity
Source: RefSeq, a predicted model, not a curated record